Messenger RNA from Cuscuta epithymum, 6603 nucleotides. The record is from the annotation of a GenBank genome assembly. NCBI's taxonomy places the organism in Eukaryota, Viridiplantae, Streptophyta, Magnoliopsida, Solanales, Convolvulaceae.
AUGUAUAUGGCCAUAUGCGCACAUUCAAAAUGAAAUUCUGGAUCAAUUCUCGGAUCAAUUUUUUCAAUGAGGGUUGCCGCCAGCUACAUACUCCUAUCCCUCCUCUAAAUUAAAAAACUACCGCCAAAGUAAUUGCUAGUUCGCGCCAAAUAAUUGCUAGUUAGGGCCAAAGUACGCCCUAAUUCAAUGAAGACUCCUAUUCACUUCUCCCCAGUGCUGCUUGGCGUGCUCAGAAUCACUUUUACGAUUGAGUUAAGAAGGUCACCAUCAGAGAACUUCUACUCUAGCUUCCCAUGAUUCAAUUCAUUCCAUAGGAGUGAAGAGCAAUUUUAAUAGUACUAGAGCUUCCUUCAAUCCAAGUAACAAAGGUAAGUCCACAUUUACUAUGCUCAACACUUUUUACUGUUUACAAAUACUUAGCCACAUGAUGUCAUCUUAAACUUUAGUGCGUUAUGUUUUGGUUGAGUUCUUAUUACAAUUUUCUAACUUCAUACAUGUAAAAGUGUCAGAUCUUGUUAUAAAAACACAUACCUUUUCUAUGGAUAGAGGUUGGAUACAAAAUCCAGACAAGAAUAGUGGUGAAUAUAAAUUAGGUAUUGCUGAAUUUAUUGAAGCCGCAAAGAAGCAUCUCAAUCAUCGAGGCCUUUCUAGGUGCCCAUGCACUAAGUGCAAUAAUUGUGGUUGGAUGACAUUAAAACAAAUUACACUACACCUUAUAACUAAUGGCAUGUCUUACAAUUACACUGUGUGGACUCAUCAUGGUGAACGAAUGGAAACCAGAUUGAGAUCUUCGAGUGCUAACUUGUUUGAUAACUCCAGUGUCGAUAAGGAUACAAAUAACCAUAAUGAUGAAGUUAUGGAUAUUAUAAAUGAUCUAUAUCCGUAUGCCACACACCCCGGAUGCGAUAAAAAUGGUGCUGAACAAAGUAAUGCAUUCCACGAUGCUGCUGCUGCAGAGGGUCAAUAUCUUCCAAACAUGUUUAGUGAAGAGAUUGAGAAGUAUGAAAGGCUGUUGAAAGAAGCUCAAGAUGAACUUUAUCCGGGUUGUAAGGAGUUUUCAGUUCUAACGUCUAUUGUGGAGUUGAUGCAAUUAAAAGUGAAAAACCUAAUGACUAACAAAUGUUUUGAUGAACUUAUGGGUAUUUUGAAGAGGAUGCUUCCUCUAGGCAAUAAGUUGCCUACAAGUCACCGUCAUGCUCAAAAAGUUCUGAAAAAUAUUGGACUUGGAUAUGUAAAGAUACAUUCAUGUCCAUAUGAUUGUGUUUUGUUUUACAAAGAAAAUGAAAAAUUAGAUGAGUGUCCUGUGUGUAAGGAGCCGAGAUAUGAGCUGAACUCAAAUGGUAAAAAAAUUCCCAAGAAGGUGUUACGUUAUUUCCCACUAAAACCACGAUUACAACGGUUGUACAUGUCGCAUCAUACGGCUGAUCAUAUGACGUGGCACAAAGAUGGGAGAGUUGAGGACGGCAUCAUGAGGCAUCCGGCAGAUACAAUAGCAUGGAAAGAGUUGGACAAAGCAUAUCCUGAUUUUGCGAAAGAGGCCAGAAAUGUUAGAUUGGGACUUGCAAGUGAUGGUUUUAACCCAUUUGGUGACAUCAGAACACCAUAUAGCAUGUGGCCAGUGAUGGUUGUUCCAUACAACCUGCCUCCUUGGAUGUGCAUGAAGAAAGAAUAUACAAUGUUGACCUUAUUGAUUCCAGGUAAGCGAGAACCUGGUAAGGAAAUUGAUGUUUAUUUGCGUCCGCUAAUAGACGAGUUGAAAGAAUUGUGGGAAAUAGGUUUGCCAACAUAUGAUAAGGUCUCAAACUCCAUUUUCAACCUACAUGCUGCAGUGCUUUGGACUAUAAGUGAUCUUCCUGGUUAUGGAAAUUUAUCUGGGUGGAGCACCAAGGGUUAUGAUGCAUGUCCUAACUGCAAUGAUGAUGGGACUUCUAUGUGGUUUGGUGGCAAGGUUUGUUUUAUGGGACAUCGGCGUUGGCUACCAAUAAAUCACGUGUGGCGUAAAAAUAAGAAGUCUUUCAAUGGGAAACUGGAAUUCCGUGCAAAGCCUAAGAAACUCUCAGGUGAGGAAAUUUUAUCACAAGUAGAGAGCUUAGAGUUUGGACAAAUAGGAAAACACCCAUGUAACCCCGACAAAAAGAGGAAGAGGACUCCUGAACAAAGAAACUGGACAAAAAAGAGCAUAUUUUUUGAGUUAGAGUAUUGGUCAAAGUUAAUUAUCAGACAUAAUUUAGACGUAAUGCACAUAGAGAAAAAUGUCUGUGAUAUAAUUCUUGGCACAAUAUUAGAUAUAGAGAGGAAAAGUAAAGAUACAUUCAAAGCUCGCAAAGAUCUUCAAGCACUCGGAAUAAGAGAAUCAUUAUGGCUACAGAGGGAUGGGGAUAAAUGGGUUAAAAAACACCCGUUUUUUUCCAUGAAGCCAAAUUCGAAGACAGAGUUUCUGCAGUUUCUGAAAUCAGUGAGGUACCCAGAUGGAUAUGCUGCAAACAUUUCAAAAAAUGUGUCAUUGGAUACUGGAAAAAUCACAGGCUUGAAGAGUCAUGAUAAUCAUGUCUUACUUCAGAGAGUACUUCCUGUUGGUAUCCGAAAAUACCUACCCAAGGAAGUGGUUGACCCAAUUGUUCGGUUGUCCAGUUUUUUCCAGCAGUUAUGUUCAAAAACAAUAUGCACUGCAGAUAUUCAAAAGUUGCAAGAUGAGAUUGUCUACAUAUUGUGCAAAUUUGAACAAAUAUUUCCUCCAUCGUUUUUUGUUUCUAUGAUUCAUUUAAUGGUGCAUUUACCGGAAGAAGCAAGACAAGGAGGUACUGUGACCGAACGAUGGAUGUACUCAAUAGAAAGGAUGCUUGGAAAGUACAAAAAAUUUGUGCGUAACAAAGCUCGACCUGAAGGAUCAAUUGCCGAAGCUUACGUCUCUCAAGAAUCUCUGAAUUUUUGUGCAAUGUAUCUUCACAAAGUGGAGACACCAUUCAAUAAGAGUGAAAGGAACUUUGAUGGUGGUCCUAGGCACGAGAAACUUUCUGUUUUUGCUCAACCAUCCCGCCCAAUAAUGAGCUGUUCAAGCAUUCCAUUUUCUAGUAGUGACAUGGAGGUUGCUCAUUGGUUCAUACUAACCAACUGUGAUGAGGUUAUUCCAUUCUUAGAGGAGCACAAGGCAAUAAUGAUGCUCAGAAAUGCUGUGAACAUAGAUAACAUACACAGAAAAUUAUUUCCAUCUUGGUUUCGUGAACGGGUUCGAAGAUUAGGAGAUGAAAAUUCCCCAUUGUAUAAUGAGGAGCUAUUUGAGUUAGCAAGAGGGCCUCUACGAGCAGAAACAUAUCAAGGAUGCGUUGUAAAUGGAGUAAAGUUUGUAGUUGCAGAACGAGAUGACAAACUAACCACACAAAAUAGUGGUGUCCAUGUACCGGGAAACCAUGACACUUGUGAUGUCGGCUAUUAUGGCAAGUUGACAAGUGUAAUAGAAUUGAUAUAUAGACAACGGUACAAGGUUCUAGUGUUUAAAUGUCAUUGGUACAACACAGAUAGCGCUAAGGCAGGAAGUAUAAAACGUGACUACCACUUAAUAUCAGUUGACACUAAAACCAGGUGGUACGACAGUGAUCCGUUUAUUCUUUCUACAAUGGCGAAACAAGUCUUCUAUGUCAAUGAUCCCAAAGCAGGUGGUAGUUGGAAAGUAGCGCUAAAGAUGAGUCAUAGAAGCAUUUAUGACAUACCAAAUGUUGAAGCCAAUCCUGAAACUGAUGAUGAUAGUGAUGAUGCAUAUCAAGAAAGUUAUUCUGGUGUGCCUGAUAUGUCUCAUGAUCGAAACUAUGAAUCCAUACAAACAACAUUACAUGUAGACGACGUUCCUCCCGCCAUGAUUGAUUUAGAGACCCUUAGUGAUGAGGAGGGAAGUGAUGAAGAUGAUGAUUUUACAUUGGAAUGCUUUUAAGCUUUUUAUUUAAAUGCUUUUUAUUUAAAUGUAUUUUACACUAUCUUCAAUAUUUUAUAAUGUUUACGCUUUUGGACAUGAAGUUACAAUAUAAAGUUACAUUAAUUGUUAAACUUAUAAUGAUUUCAUAUAUUCAGUCAAUAGGAUUUGGAUGUUUCUCUAUUUGAGCAGAUGAACAGGGUUUCACAAAAGAAACGCAGUGGCAGCUCAAAGGUCAUGCCAACAUCAAAAGUGCCUAGGAUGUCACCUGCAUCAGUCCCUAAAUUGCCUGAGAUGUCCAAUUUGGAUAAGACAACGCCCCUUGAAUUUGAUCCUCUACUAUUGAGAUAUGGUGUGAAUAAUCGCAGGUGCCAAGCUCCGACUUCUUAUCCAAAUCAAACUUCGAAAUCAUUUCAGUCCUCUCCAACAGGUAAUAUGGUUUCAAAAAAAGCUACACCCACUCAAAAUGUAUUUGAGGUGUCCAAAUCAGAUAAGGUAGCACCAAUGAAAUCUACACCUUCUCCUAAACUACCUGAAAGUGCAUUCAUGUCUUCCUCCCUUGGAAAUAGAACUCAGUCAAACAGUACUACUUGUGGUACUAUAUUUGGAACUGGUCAUUCUAGGCAAAAUAAUAUGGUUCUUUCUGGUAAAAAUAUGCAAAGUGGCCCUUCAAGUGAUAAAUCUCAACCUCCACCUGAUCAUGUUAGUGAUGUUCGGCCUCAUCAUAAUCGUGAUAAAAAUGGAGAAGGUAUGCAUUACGUAAAUCUCACUGCUCACAUUACUUAUUAUAUUCAGGAUAAUUUUCUGAUUUAUAUGCUGGAGCUUGCCCCACCAGUAUUUGACUUUUUUUGGACUUUUUUUAUUUCUUGCUUCUAUUUCUCAAGUAAUACUUUUAUAAAGGAGAAAUGCAACUGCAAAGGCCUAAUUAAACUUGUAGUACAUUACAAAUAUGGCUAUAUGCUAGGCAUAAUAACAUGUCCACCAGCAAAGCUUAAAUUUGCAGUACAUUAGAUUAUCGUCAUUGUUUUGGUAUGUCAGAAUAUUGGAAUAUCAAAGGCAAAAAUAAUCUUUUACUCAUUACUUCUGAUAAGAUUUAUGUGGUGUUUUUUUAAAAUUGUCACAAUAGUUGAAUCAGAGCGUCAUGGAAAAAUACUUUUAUAUCAUCAAGUGAUGAAGUUGAAACAGAGGAUGGUAUGAUGUAUAUUAAGCUGGCAUUUAGAAUACCCCUCAAAAACACACAUAAACACUUACUAACACAGAUAUAAUAUAUAUGAAUUUGAAUUUAACUUUUAAGGUCAUCAUUGUUAAUGUGAGUAGAUGCAGGGGAAUUUCCAAGAACUGAGGUUGACAAACAUGGGCGGGGACCUUGUAAACAAAUAAAGACAUCUCGUCUCGUUCGUCUUAGUAAGCAUAGAAUUGAAGUUCCAUACAACGAAGUUACCAGGAGAGCAACAAGUGCUGAGAUACAUAGCCUCCUGGUUCAUGAUGUUGGAGCUAUCAUUCGAUCACAUUGUCCCAUGGAUACAGGUUUCUGGGGGAAACUUUCUCCCGAAAAGAGAAAAGACCUUAUGGAUGAGAUCACAACAAAUUUCAAGAUCAACUUUGAAGAUCCAGAUAUUAGCGAAUACAUCAAUAGGUUAUACAAUGGAAGGUACAGAGAAUACAAGGCGGAACUGAGUAAGUAUUACAAGUCUUGUGAAACGCAUGCCGAUGCACUUGCUUCACCCCCGGAAGAGAUGGCUGAUAGAGAUGUUAAUGAAUGGGAAUGGUUGUGUAACCAUUUCAACUCAGAUAAAUUCAAGAAUUCAUCAUCUGCAAACACUAGUAACCGUUCUAAUAAGAAGGAUAAUCAUCGUACUGGUUCACGUCCUCUCUCAUACAUAGUAGAGGAUAUGCUUGCGGAUGGCUCACAGUUCCCGGAAGUUGCUGCGUUUGAGCUAACAUAUGCAGGAAAAGACAAACGUUGGACUAACGAUGCAACAAAAGAACAACAUGUAAGAUAAAACAUCUAAUAUACAUUUGCAAUUCUUUCAUCACUUUGUUACUGAAAAUUGCAUAUGCUUUUGUAAUGCUUAUAGGAACAAAUGGUUGCCAAGGCUAAUGAGUAUCUCGUAGAGAAGGCAAAGGAAUAUAACCUUCCUGAAGACACCCCUUUGAAUGAGAUACCUGUCGAUGAUCCUGAUAUUGGGCUUGAAAUUAUGACGUCUGUUUUAGGUUCCACACCAGGUCGACUUCGAGAGACAAGGCCAACAUCUAAAAAAGUGAAACACUUAGAAAAAGAAUUGGAGGUAGAACGAGCAGCACGAAAGGCUGCUGAUGCAGCUCGUAAAGAGGCGGAAGAAAAGAUGCAAAACACAUUGAGGAAUGUAGGGCAUAAAUUCAAUUCUACACUUCAAUCUUGGCAUCAAUCAUUGAUGCAAGUGGGUGUUGAUAUACCACCAUUCACUCCUUUUUCUCUUGAAGAUGGUGGAGAACAUGAGGAUGCCACUUUCAUGGAUGACUAGUUCAUCCUACAUAAGUUACUAUAUUAAGUUUUUAGAUGAACGAAACAUUACAUUGACUACGUUUUUAAUUUCAAUUAUGUUACACAUUCCACUUUAUUAUGUGAUAAGUAUGUGUUUGAACUCAAAUUGUAAUAUUUCAUUUUGAGGUGAUUUGGAGACUUGGAGUUAGUAAAUUUUAUUAUGCAUUGGUUUAAA